Molecule: messenger RNA, 855 nt
Organism: Diceros bicornis minor
Lineage: Eukaryota; Metazoa; Chordata; Mammalia; Perissodactyla; Rhinocerotidae
Product: putative inactive carboxylesterase 4
Exons: 6
Coding region: 1-855 (284 amino acids)
Biological process (GO): lipid catabolic process
Cellular component (GO): endoplasmic reticulum; lipid droplet
Molecular function (GO): carboxylic ester hydrolase activity
Source: RefSeq, a predicted model, not a curated record
AUGUGGCUCUUUGCUCUGGUCCUGGUCUCCCUGGCCACUUCCACAGCUUGGGCAGGACACCCAUCCUCACCGCCUGUUGUGGACACCGUGCAGGGCAAGGUCCUGGGGAAGUACGUCAGCUUAGAAGGAUUUGCACAGCCCGUGGCCGUUUUCCUGGGCGUCCCUUUUGCCAAGCCCCCUCUUGGACCCCUGAGGUUCGCUCCGCCGCAGCCUGCAGAACCAUGGCACUUCGUGAAGAACACCACCUCCUACCCUCCUAUGUGCUCCCAAGACCCUGUGGCAGGGAAGAUGGCCACAGACCUCGAUACCAACAGAAGGGAGAAAAUUCCUUUCAAGUUUUCUGAAGACUGUCUUUACCUAAAUAUUUACACUCCUGCUGACUUGACGAAGAAAAGCAGGCUGCCAGUGAUGGUGUGGAUCCACGGAGGUGGUCUGCUGCUGGGCGGGGCAUCAAGUUAUGAUGGGCUGUUCCUCUCUGCCCAUGAAAACGUGGUGAUGGUGACCAUUCAGUACCGCCUGGGCAUCUGGGGAUUCUUCAGCACAGGGGAUGAACACAGCCGGGGAAACUGGGGUCAUUUGGACCAGGUGGCCGCACUGCACUGGGUCCAGGAGAACAUUGCCAACUUUGGAGGGGACCCAGGCUCCGUGACCAUCUUUGGACAGUCAGCGGGAGGUGAAAGUGUCUCUGUUCUUGUGUUAUCUCCACUGGCCAAGAACCUCUUCCACCGGGCCAUCUCUGAGAGUGGCGUGGCCUUCAGUGCUGCCCUGGUCAAGAGGGACUUGAAGGCCGCAGCUCAGGUAGGUCUACACUGGACCACCCCUGCACCCUUUGCUCUGCUCUUCUGGAGUCUUUAG